AUGACGAAGUUAAUAACAUUCGUAAUAUAUUUAAUUACCAUUGUUGUUUUGGUAAACGGUCAAACGUUGGACGAGUGUCUACAAAAGGACAGCAUAUCAUGCGUGCAAAAGAGCAUCUACAGAAAGGCAAAGGAAUUCUUUGAUAAGGACAGUUUGGAGAUAUUACCUGGUGUCAAUUUGGUCAAGAGUCAGGAUCCUAAUUCGAAAGAAAGGAAUGCUGCCAGAUCAAACAAAGAUAUUAUUUACGAUCGUGAAAUCGAUGAUGCCAAUGACGUAGCAGAGAGGCAAAAUCUUCUCGAAAAUUUCGUCGGAGAGGAAGCCAGUAAUUAUUUAACCGGACGUAGUUUAAAGAUUAAUUUUGCGCCAGUAUUUGAAAAGAUCGGCGAAUCGGCACGCGUAAUCACCGAUACGAUGCCACAAGAAAUUCGUCAAGCAGCCGACGAGAUUGUCGAAGGACGAGUAAGAAAGUUAAAACUUUUGAAAACGAUAUUACCUCUAUUGAUAGCUGCCAAAGUUAAAAUCGGUGCACUGGCUACCGGAGCUUAUUUGUUAAUCGCAUUGAUUGCCAAAAAAGCCAUAAUCGCGUCACUCAUUUCGAUAGCAAUAUCUGCGUUUAUCGGUUUGAAAUAUCUUUGGUCAUCGAAAUCUGGCGGUGGUUUUACACCAUACAAUAGUGGUUGGAGUGGUGGAAUCAGCAGCAUAGGUGGUGGUUGGGCACCACCCGUUUCUUCCGGUGGAUGGGCCACUUCCGGUUCAGGUGGUUGGGACGAUGGACAUUACGCUCAAAAUCAAGCAUAUUCGAGUUAUCAUCAUUGA
Polistes canadensis is the source of this 816-nucleotide messenger RNA. RefSeq lists its product as uncharacterized. The record is from RefSeq and is a predicted model, not a curated record. Bases 1 to 816 code for a protein of 271 amino acids. The transcript is spliced from 3 exons. Lineage: Eukaryota; Metazoa; Arthropoda; Insecta; Hymenoptera; Vespidae.